Molecule: messenger RNA, 393 nt
Organism: Setaria italica (foxtail millet)
Lineage: Eukaryota; Viridiplantae; Streptophyta; Magnoliopsida; Poales; Poaceae
Product: dormancy-associated protein 2-like
Exons: 1
Coding region: 1-393 (130 amino acids)
Source: RefSeq, a predicted model, not a curated record
AUGGCGAAGGAGACUGCACCAGCAGGUGCUGCACGCGGAGGGCCGAGCCAAUCCUUCCCUCGAGGUGGCGGUCAGGGACAACUGGUUGGACGAGGGCUACGAUAUGGAGGGAGAGAUGACUAUGGAGGACGAGGUCAUCUGCAUAAUGGAGGCCGCGGCCGCCGCGGAGGGAGACGUGGUCGUGGCUAUGGCGGCUACAACUACGACUACGACGGCCGAAACUACAACUAUGAAGGGUAUCGCAAUGGUGGCGCUGACUACCAAGGUUUUCAUGGAAACGGCGACGGCUCUUCCAAGGUUCCUACGGCUCCUCCCACCAUGGGCGGGGUACUAGCAGGGGCUAUGGAGGCCGCGGCCAGCCACAUGGAAGAAGGGGCCAUGGACAGCACAUGA